CUUGUAUUUACUUUGUACAUGUACAAGGAUAUGGUUAUAAUUGUAUAAGGUAAGCAAUAUUGACAGAAUACAGUAUACUACAAGUCGGCAAAUCGAUUAAACGUAAAACAUGUCACUUGAAGGAUUUGACGAAAGUUUGGGAGGAAAAUGGAUUCUGGUUAGAAAUGAGGGCUUUGACGAGUAUCUCUCUGCAAUGGGUGUAGGAUACAUCAAGAGGAAGAUAGCAGGUGCCGUGACGACGAAAAUGGAAAUGAUUAAAGUAAAUGAUAAAAGGAUUAGGAUUGUCACGAAGGGACCAAAGGACAUGGAUACUCAGAUAAAUAUUGAUGAAGAAAUAGAUGAGGUCGACCCAUUUGACAACAAAAUUAAGGUCAAGGUCACGUGGGAUCCAGCUGCUAAACUUUUAAGAACAGAAUCGAACCCGGCUGAAGGAUCCGCCGCUAAAACGUCCAUAGUUGAGAGAAAAAUUGUGGAAAAUGGCGAAAUGCUGAUGGAAGUGACUCUUCCAAAUGAGAAAAUCGUGUGUAAACGCUACUUCAAGAAAGAAGAGUCUUGAGAAGCAGACGACAUUUACAGCUGGCAUCAGGGGACAGAACUGUGAUAAAAACUGAACAGGAAUGAAAUUGCUUUUUCACUCAAAUCUUUAAAACAGUGCAAUAUGAAGACGUCAAUCAGUCAAUUAAUGGACAUUACAAAUAUUUGAUGGAAUAUGCGAAGACAAAGGACAUUGAAGAUGUGUGGCUGAUGAUGGUUGUGAAAACUGCAUGUUUUGUUCCAGUUCACAAGUUUGUCACACACAUUUUAGCAUUUCCCAAUGCAUUCGGUUCUGACACAUUUAUUCUCCGCACAUAAUCUGUAUUCAUCAGCACUGUCAUUGCUUAAAGUUGAAAAAUCCAUUAAAGAUACAUAUCAUAAAGGAA
This is a messenger RNA of Mercenaria mercenaria, 920 nucleotides long. Its product is annotated as sodium/calcium exchanger regulatory protein 1-like. Gene Ontology annotation, cellular component: nucleus; cytosol. NCBI's taxonomy places the organism in Eukaryota, Metazoa, Mollusca, Bivalvia, Venerida, Veneridae. Gene Ontology annotation, molecular function: fatty acid binding. The coding region runs from base 110 to 556 and encodes 148 amino acids. The transcript is spliced from 4 exons. Gene Ontology annotation, biological process: fatty acid transport. The record is from RefSeq and is a predicted model, not a curated record.